AUGAAGAGAGAGCUUGUGAAGUUCGGACUUCUUGUUGAAGUUGUGAAAUGCUAUUUUCAUGGCCAUCUUUUUUUCUUUGCCGAUACGAGAAUCAACAUCAGUGAUGGCACCGAUUUGUAUAGUUACUUUGUGAGCUUCAGCAAUGAAUCCAUGAGAAAGAAAAAGAAGGAAGGAGAUGAAGACAUGAAAAAACAAACAACUGGGUCUGAAAGUAGCAAUAUUCAAGUUGGAGAUGAUGCAAUGAUAGAUGUUAAAGCUGAAGAAUGGGCAAUGCCUACUGUUGAAAAUCCGAUGAGAGGCGGAGUUCCGGUCAACACUUUUUCUGACCAGUUUGGAAAGGUAGAACAACCCACCAAGAACUCAGAUGAGAAGAAAUUUACUGGUUUUUGCGUCGAUGUAUUCAGAGCAGUGGUGAAGAAUUUGAGUUCCACAUAUGAUUUACCCUACAAGUUUGAGGAGUUUGCAGGCAGCUAUGAUGAAUUAGUUAAUUGUGUCGUCGACAAGACUUUCGACGCUGCCGUGGGUGAUAUAACGUUGCUUGGUAGACGGUGGGGAGUUGUGGAAUUUAUUGCACUAUUUACUGCCCCAGUUUGGUUAUUGGAGCAUCGCUCCAAUCCAGAAUUCUGUGGCCCAUGGAAGGACCAACUCGGCAACGUUCUUUGGUCCACCUUCUCUUCACUUUUCUCUACUCACAGGGAAGGAAUUCGACACAACUAUACUCGAGUGGUGGUGGUGGUAUGGCUUUUUGUGGUGUUGAUCGUAACACAAAGCUACACUGCCAAUUUCUCUUCAAUGCUUACCAUCUCAAGACUGAGUCCAAAUGUCGACUCACUCAUUAAGGACAAUGCCGUAGUUGGCUGCUAUGGCAAUAGCGUUGUAAAAGACUACUUGGUGAACGUACUUCAUUUCAAAAGGGAGAACGUCAGGGACGACAUUGCCACCAAACGCCAAUACCUGGAAUCUUUCAUUGAUGGCAGUAUCUCAGCGGCAUUUCUUGAAGUCCCUUAUGCAGAAGCUAUUGCAUGUCAAGUCUUCCAAAAGGGUUCUCCGAUAGCUGCCAAUGUUUCUAAAGCCAUUCUAACACUAAUGGAGGAUGGCAGUUUGAAACAAUUGGAAGAUGAGUACUGCCCUACCUCCUGGGAUUGUUCGAACUUUCAAACUGCCAAGGAGAAGGGACGUAGCUUGAGCCUCCAGAACUUCUGGGGUCUAUACAUCUUCUACAUUGCCAUUUCUACCAUUUGUUUAUUACUAUUCAUCGUUCACUUGUUGAACAAUCUGCGGCACCACCAUGAAGUACUUCUAGAAGGCAACAUCACGCCAACUCGUGUAAGUGUUUGGAAAAGGAUACUUUUACUCACGCGAUUCUUGAAUAAUAUUGCAUAUUCAAGAGAUCCUGCAUGGACUCAGAUCUCAGGUGAUGCGCCAAAUUAUAUUAAAAUUUAUUAA
This is a messenger RNA of Cornus florida, 1446 nucleotides long. RefSeq names its product glutamate receptor 2.8-like. Gene Ontology annotation, cellular component: plasma membrane. NCBI's taxonomy places the organism in Eukaryota, Viridiplantae, Streptophyta, Magnoliopsida, Cornales, Cornaceae. The coding region runs from base 1 to 1446 and encodes 481 amino acids. The transcript has 6 exons. Gene Ontology annotation, molecular function: signaling receptor activity; ligand-gated monoatomic ion channel activity. The record is from RefSeq and is a predicted model, not a curated record.